This is a messenger RNA of Zingiber officinale, 1645 nucleotides long. RefSeq names its product casein kinase I-like. Gene Ontology annotation, molecular function: ATP binding; protein serine/threonine kinase activity. Gene Ontology annotation, cellular component: cytoplasm; nucleus. NCBI's taxonomy places the organism in Eukaryota, Viridiplantae, Streptophyta, Magnoliopsida, Zingiberales, Zingiberaceae. The record is from RefSeq and is a predicted model, not a curated record. Gene Ontology annotation, biological process: endocytosis; signal transduction; peptidyl-serine phosphorylation. The transcript has 14 exons. Bases 1 to 1395 code for a protein of 464 amino acids.
AUGGAAAACAUUGUUGGCGGAAAGUUUAAGCUAGGAAGGAAGAUAGGAAGUGGAUCUUUCGGCGAGCUUUAUCUCGGUGUUGACAUACAAACCGGAGAGGAAGUGGCAAUGAAAUUGGAGCCUAUCAAAACAAAGCAUCCGCAACUUCAAUAUGAGUCAAAAUUGUACAUUCUUCUUCAGGGAGGAAGUGGAAUCCCUCAACUAAGGUGGUUUGGCAUCGAAGAAGAAUUUAAUGUAAUGGUCAUUGACCUACUUGGUCCAAGCUUGGAAGAUUUGUUUAACUAUUGCAAUCAAAAGUUCACCUUGAAAACAGUUCUUAUGUUGGCUGAUCAACUAAUUAAUCGAAUUGAGUAUCUUCACUCAAAGGGCUUUCUUCAUCGUGAUAUUAAACCGGAUAAUUUUUUAAUGGGUAUUGGACGUAAAGCAAAUCAGGUUUAUGUCAUCGAUUACGGUCUCGCAAAGAAGUACCGAGACCUUCAAACUCAUAAACACAUACCAUACAGGGAGCACAAAAACCUAACAGGAACAGCUCGAUAUGCCAGUGUCAAUACUCAUCUAGGAGUCGAGCAAAGCAGGAGGGACGACUUGGAAUCACUGGGCUAUGUGUUAAUGUACUUCUUAAGAGGAAGCCUUCCUUGGCAGGGUUUAAAAGCCGGCACCAAGAAGCAAAAGUACGAUAAGAUCAGCGAAAAGAAAAUGCUCACUCCAAUUGAGGUGCUGUGCAAAUCCCAUCCAUCAGAGUUCAUCUCCUACUUCCACUACUGUCGAUCGCUGCGAUUCGAAGACAAACCGGAUUACUCGUACCUGAAAAGGCUCUUCCGCGACCUAUUCAUCCGAGAAGGUUACCAGUUCGAUUACGUUUUCGAUUGGACUGUAAUAAAGCACCCUCAGAGCAGCGGCAGUCCGAGAUAUCGCCAGGGAAGCGCAAGACCCGUCGGGCCUUCGUUGGAAAGGACAGAGAGGACUUCAGUCGGGCAAGAGGUUCGCGAUCGAUUCUCCGGUGCAGUCGAAGCGUUCGCAAGGAGAAACGUGUCGGCCUCUGGGAUUUGCAAUUCGAAUUUAUUUGAUAAGGUAAUUAAUUCAGAUCAAACUUUGUUCUCCACGUGGCAGGUUCUUGACUCGGAUAAAAGUCAGGCGUCCUCUUCGAGGAACGGCAGCGUGUCUAGGCGAGCGAUGGCCUCGGGCAGCAGCAAGCCGACCUCGUCCGGCGAUUCGAGCGAGUUCUUGGGCCGCACCAGCCGGUUCCUAUCGAGCAGCGGAAGCUUUCAGCAGCACAGCGUCCCGAGGCUGUUCCAGUCCGGGCCCAUGAGGUCUUCGUCGCUCGCUCGGACUGCAGACGAUCGCGCCCCUCAUAGCUUAGAGUUCCCGCCCGUCGACACUGAGAGGAGGAAGUAAGGCAGGCAGGCAGGCAGCGAGGGCCGAGGAAGUGGCCGCGUUCCGAGCUCUUCUGGGAAAGCAAAAGGCGAGUUCAUCAUCCUGCGCAGAAUCUGUUCACACUCGACAGACUUGUUAAUUGUGAUCCGAGUUUUAGUACCAACCUUGAAAUAAUGUUGUUCGUUUUAUUUAUUAUUUUUUUAUUUUUUUAUGUGAAGAUGUACAUUAUGCUUGAUUGAUUGUGUUUCUAAAAUAUUUAAUUGUUUCAUGC